GUGCGUCUCUGCUAUAUUCUAUGCUACGAAAUUCAAACCAAAGAGCGUCCAGGUCAACGACCGACUUACUCUCUACCAAAAUGUCUCAACCCUACCACACUUUAACCAAGUCCCUCACCUUUCCCAAUCUAGACCAGUACCAAUGGUGGCAGCAAGCUGGGCCAACUCUGUCCAAGUUGCUCUCCACAGCUGACUAUCCCAUUGACCAACAAUAUCAAUAUCUCCUCCUGUUGGGCCUACACAUCAUCCCCAUGCUGGGUCCGUACCCUUCGUCCCAGCGACCGGGCCUCUACAAGAGCCCCAUCGGCGGAAUCGGCACCCUCGAAUUCAGCCAAAACUUCACCAAGGACAAGAACACAGUCCGGAUGGGGUUCGAGCCGGUGCACUACAUGGCGACCACUGGGCAAGACCCAUGUAACCAGCUCAUCAUGAACGAGGCAUUGACAACGUUCAAGCGACUCGGCGCGACCAUGGACUUAUCGCUGUACCAUUCCUUGGUGGCGGGGCUCACCGUCUCCGAUACGGAGCUGAGCAUUCUUCGAGAGAGAGAUGAGCUGAAGAAACAACCAACAAAAUCCCAGCAUGUAUUUGGAAUCGACAUGAAGGGGGGAGACGUGUUGGUCAAGGUUUACAUUUAUCCGCAGCUCAAGGCUCUCGCGCAGCAAGUACCCAUCUCGGAGCUGAUCUUCUCUGCCUUGGGCAAGGUCGACAAUGGUAAGUUGGGCGAGAGCGGGUGUCUUUCUGUCAUGGAGGAGUUCAUUGCAGACCAGAGUGUGAAUCCGGCGACGACCCCCGUCACCUUCUUGGCCUGUGAUCUGCUGGAGCCUAGUAAGGCUCGGGCCAAGGUCUACAUCGCGGAGUUCCAGUUCGACUUUGAGACGCUCUCCCGGAACUGGACCCUUGGCGGGAGAUUGACCGAUCCAGAGACCAUGAAGGGGCUGGAAUUGCUUCAGGAACUCUGGACGGCGUUCGAUCUUCCCCAGGGACUGAGGGAACCCCCUAAACCGGGUGACUCGCCGGCUCGGCUGCCGUUCCUGUACAACUUCGAGAUGCAGUCCGGGAGGAAGUACCCGAAGUCGAAGAUUUACUUUCCCCUGGCGGAUGUGAAUGACCGCGACAUUGCGAAUGUGUUGGCUGCGUUCUUUGAGAAACAUGGAUGUGCGGGAUUGGCGAAGUCCUAUACCGAGAAUCUGUUGCAGUAUUUCCCUGGUGUUGAUAUCUCCGAGUGUGUUACGUUGCAUGCAUGGUUGUCGUUCUCGUACUCGGAGAAAACUGGUCCGUAUAUGACGGUGUACUACCAGUGGCCGGACAGCUUCAACCAGUCCCAUUUGACUGCGGGUAGUUCCUAGUGUGGUCUUCAUGAGUCCUGCGCUUAGAAUGUGGUCUUGUUGGCUCUUUCGGCCUGAACUCACUACGGAGGGGUAUUCCGGGGUAUGAAUGUAUGAACCUAGGGCUGAUGACUCGCAAUCCCCAAUUUUUGAAGUAUUGUCGUCAUUCUUAACGCUUGACCCUGGAUCAGUAUCUUAUCCCUUCAAGUCGAGCACACCUCGACACAAGUAUGCCUCUCUUAUUCGCUAAACUUUGGUAUCUAUCACACAAGCAAUCUCCAUCUAAAACAAUGUUCUUUAUAUUCAAACAUAGUCUAUUUUAUAGCAGUAACCUGUUUAAA
Aspergillus pseudonomiae is the source of this 1669-nucleotide messenger RNA. RefSeq names its product aromatic prenyltransferase. Gene Ontology annotation, molecular function: transferase activity, transferring alkyl or aryl (other than methyl) groups. The transcript has 2 exons. The record is from RefSeq and is a predicted model, not a curated record. Lineage: Eukaryota; Fungi; Ascomycota; Eurotiomycetes; Eurotiales; Aspergillaceae. Gene Ontology annotation, biological process: alkaloid metabolic process. The coding region runs from base 21 to 1349 and encodes 442 amino acids.